GUUCUCGGGUGUUGAGAACACAAACCCAAGUACAGUUUGCACAUUCGGGAGGCUGCGAGAAAGGGGAAUCACGCAUGUUUGGUCACUUAAGAAAACCCUGGGGUUUUUCCUUGCACCUGCGUACGGGCUAUCGACUCCGGGUGCACUGUCUUUUGGCGACUUUUGCUCGCGGCAAAGGGGUGCUUUGGACUGUCUGCGUCUUGUGUGAAGGUGUUCAUUUGUCUUUUCUGUUCAUGUGACCCUUUCUGCUACGGCUGGCCGGCUUCCUUCUUGCGCGUCGGGGGGGUCUUUUUGGUCGCGUGCAAAUAUCGCGUCUUCCUCUGCCCGUCCCUUCCAGUUUUUCCCCGUGAAAAAGCUUUGUCGGCCGCUCCGCCCUGCCGUCUCCCUCGCGUUUCCACUUCCUCACUGCCUCGGCUUCUUAUCGGUGGCGUCACGUCAGCACAAGAAUCCAAAAACUUGCCCUCCCCCCCCCCACUCAACUUCAGGGGUUUGUCUCGGCGUCUUCCGUCCAGCAAGUCGCUGCGUUCUUCUUUCUAACAUCAUCCAACCUAGAUCCUACCGCAAAAAAAUUGCCCUUCCCUCCUUUCCUCCCAGCCAAGGUCCUCCGUUCUCCCCUCGUUCCUCUGAACUGUCUCCCCUUCGCUCCCGUGUCUCCUGUCCCUUGUUUUCUGCCAGGUCACCCACGGCUGUUUCCUUCCGCGCCCUGCGUCACUGUCGUCUCUCGCUUGUCUUCUUCGCUGCUUUCUUCCCGGCUCCUUCCUGGGUCUUCGUUGUCGUGUCUACUUGCGCCCGCGUAUCGAACAGCCUUUUUGGUCGCGCCUCCGCAAAGCCGUCCGUUGCCCCGAACCUGCCUCCCCUCCUUUCACUAUGGCCCGCAAGAAGAGAGGCUCCGCCGCGACCCCCGAGGAGGGCGAGACCCCCCCCGCGGGCCAAGUGGCCCAAAAGACCCCCGAGACCGGGAGCGCACCCCAGGCGACUGAGAAGCCGAAGGAAGUGAGUACGCAGGACCUGCUCGCGGCGACUGCACUGGUGGCGAGGCCGCAGGUCGAUACGAGCAACCUGAGUGCGUCUCAGAAGAAAAAUCUGAAGAAGAAGAUCCGCAAGCAGGAGCAACGUCAGCAGGAGGCCGCCGUCCUCGCGGUCGUUCGCCCCGAGGCAAAGGCCACCGGCAUGGCUUCCCACUACGCCGAGCAGGAGGCCCCGCUGCGUCGCCGCCUCGAAGCCCUGAAGCGCGCUGCGGGCCAACAGACCCGCGGGUCUGGCGCCCCCAGCGCGAAGAAGCUGUCCCAGGACGUCGAGGCGGUGCUCCGCGAGAUCGACGGAACCCUCGAACGCGAAGUAGCGGCUCUGCAGAAGCCGCUGAGCAAGCGAGUGACGGUGCAGCAGCUGCAGCAGCAGAUUCGCGACGUCGAGGCGCAGGUCCAGAAGCAGCAGCGCGAGUUGCAGCGCCAGGCGCACCAAGGCGAGGGUGAGAGCGCGGAGAUUCGCGCCUGUCUCGACGAGAGUCUGCGUUACGUCGUUCACCUGCGCGAGCAGUUGAUCCUCACGCAGCAGCAAAACGAACUGCGGGUCUUCCGCGACCGCCUCGGCGCCCUGAAGGCCGAGGGCGAGGGCCUCCUCAAGGCGCUUCACGCGUCGGGUUCGCCUGGAGGCGAACGCGGUCGCGCGGGCCACGCCGGAAACGGGUCUGCGAGCCCUUCGAGUGCGAAAGAGGCCCAGUGGCGCCGGCGCCUCGGGGACUUGUCCCGCGGAGGCCCAGAGCGCCGCCGAGGGCCGAAACCUGCAGAGGAGGAGGAGACCGCCCAACCGCAGCCCCUCGUGGUGCAGCAUGUCUCUCUCGGGCCAGACGCCAUGGGCCUCCUCUUUCCCGGUGGGCAAAAUCCGGUGCUUGUUCGGAAACUCGAACGGGCGUGUGGCCUCGUACUCGACAAACAGAGCGGCGGUGCGGGGCGCGCCGGCACUGUCGCGGUCGUCGGGCUCCAAGCUGCAAACGUCGAUCGCGGAGUCGCCCUGCUGAACUCUCUCGAGGAAGGCAUGCAGCCUGAGAAACGCGAGAAACAUCGCGUCCAGGUGGAAGGCCGCAGCAUCGGUAGCGUCAUCGGGGCGGGAGGAGCGAAUCUUCGUCGCGUCGAGGAAGACAACGACGUCGUUGUCUGGGCAGAGGGAAAUGAAAUGAUCGUCAUGGGUGCGACUGCCGCGAAGAUAGCAGCCGGCAUUCGUCAACUCAAGGAGGUGGUGGCGUCCCCGGUGGCCUCUGCGUCCGGAGCGGGGAGCCCAGGAGGGGCGACUUCGCUGGUCUUUCCGGUUCCGAUCGCCCGCGCGUUGGCGGGCGCGAGUUUCCGCUCUUUCCUGCGCGAACUGGAAACCGCGUUCCACUGCUCGGUGCGGGCGCCGAAGGGCGGCUCUGAGGGCCUCCUCCUGGUUCAACAGGCGACUCCAGAGAACGCAGCUGCUGCCGCCAAGCGUCUGCAGGACGAAGCCGCGAAGCUCGUCGUCAAAACCGUCAGCGCUGACGGCGAGAAAGUCCUGAAACUCCUCAAGGGCAACGCCCCAGGAUUCACCGCGAGCUCUCGGGAGAAGGACCGCGUGACGUACUUGCGUGGAGAGAACGAAUUGACUGUGGUGGGUCCGUCUGAGGAGAUCGACGCGGCUGUGAAGGCGGCGGAGGAGGGCCUUCUGCUGCUGGACCGCGUGACGGGGCAAGUGUCUGUUUCUCGAGAUUUGUCUCGGAUCGUGACGCGAGCGAAGCGCGCCCACAUCGAGAAGGAGACGGGAGUGACGUUCCGCCCGCCCCGGAGCCCUGCGCAGAGCUCAGGUGACCUCGUGCUCUCUUUCUUGGGGACGAAGGAGCAGGUGGAGGCGGCGCGCGCGAUGCUGACCACGUUGUUGAAGGAGGAAGGACACAGCGAGGCGAUGGGCGUCGGGAAAGAGAUGACGGCAGCGCUGCUGGCCGAGCGCGGCCAGGGUGUGCGAGACCUCGAGGAACAGUUUGGAGUCUCGGUGUCGAUCGAGCGACGCGAGCACCGUCUGGUAGUGCGCGGCGGCGAGGCGGCGGUGCAAGCCUGCGUCGCGGCUCUGCGGGAGCGCCAGGAACGCGAGUUCGCGGAUGAGAAAGACGAGGGCGUCCUCGAGCGGGUGCCUGUUCCGAAGGACAUGGUGGCAGCAAUCAUCGGGCGCCACGGAGCUCGCAUUCGAAAGAUCCAGACGCAGAGCGGAGUGGAGUCGAUUCGAAUGGACGGAACGGAAGGCGUCGCUGCGAUUCGCGGAGCCCCCGCCGCAGUGGAGAAGGCGGUGAAGCUUAUCGAAGAGGCUCUGAAGGAGGCUGCCGCCGGCGCGAUUGUUCACGCGAGUGACAACGGCGACGAGGAGACCCGCACUGGAGAGGCAGGCCAGGGGAAACCCCGCAGAGGCCCGCAGCGCGCUCAGGGGACGAGGCGAACUCCUCAGAACCCUCUGAGUGUGGACGCCUCGGACGAGGCCGCCUUCCCCUCCCUCGAUGCGACACUGACCGAGGCCAGAAACAAAGCCAGCGGCGGAAGGUGGAAACGGGGGGCGCGUGGAGCAGCGAAAAACGCUGAGGAAGAGACGCAUGGCGUCAACGGAGUCGCGAACGGAACCGACAAACGCGAGGAUCGAGGCGUCACUCCAGAAGAAGAUGCACCCACUGCAGGCACCGAGGUCUGCUGCAACUAAAUGAGGUUGCCAGUUCUGAGAUACGGAUCGUAGCUGUCGAGUGUGUGUUUGGUGAGUGGGGACAGUCGAAAACUGACGGGGUGUGGUGUCCGAGAAAGCGUUCAAGAUAACAUGGGGGAAUUUUGCAGAGCACGCAAAUCGGGGAAAAGGAAGGACGUCGUGGAGAGACAGUAUGGUCUUUCUGCACCAUUCGAGGGUCGCCUCGUGGCGUUUGGCCGGGGUUUUUGACUGGUGGUGUUUUGCGGAGGCACGGUGGCUCCACGUUUUCAGCUCUGACACAUUUUGUGCGACAAGAUGGUCUGCGCACCACUUGUCAUCAGUUUCAUCCCACCUGUGAAACUCCGAGUUUGGCGGAGGCCGUCGUCUCGCCUCCUCAGUCCCGCGCAGGGGGAGCAUUCGGUAGUCAGCGCGUCUCGCGCCGCCUCUGAGGUUCAGGCCACAAACCGGGUCGCUAAAAGAGCUUGCAGCAAAUUCUGUGGUUUUUCGUCCCGUCCUCUCCACCUGUAUCGGGCAUUUCGUGGCUUUUCGUUCGAAAGUGUUUCGUGUUUGGUAUGAAGACGGCGGUGCAGAAGCGAAGGGGUUCUGCUGCUGAUGUCGCCGCUUCCGUGUGUCCGUGCUCGAAAAAGGGUGUACAUACACCCCGCGCUCCCGGCAACAGCUGCUGUCGCGUCGGGUUCCGUGAAAGCGCGUGAUCUGAAGAAAUAAACUGAAAACGAAAUUACAAAAAGCUGACGCUCUGCCGGUCGAGAUAACCUCCUACACAGCGGCUGAAUGCUCUGGUACACCAGAACCUCAACUUUUCAUAGUUCCCCGCUCGGUUCAAGCGUGGCGAGGCACGUAACUUGCAAGUGAGCCGAUAACGACACCAAAGAAUGGGGAAGAACGAAGCAACUCGCUUCAACGAGCGGCUUUUGGUGGUCCCGCGUUGGUGAAGUUCCGCAGUGCUCGUGUGUGUGUCAACACCAGAGAAACCUACACGAUCAGCCCGAAGAAUUUGACGGGACCAGGAAGGGAACUUGGGUUUCCUCAUUCAGGAGCGGGUCUCUUCAGUCUACAGAACCCUGCCGAGUUGCCUGAGGCAAAAGGGCCAGAAAGCACUCUCUCAUGUUGAGAAAAAAAAGACCGUUCCUCGGGUAGCUGAGAGUCGAUGGCAUGCUUGAACUGGUUGUCCCUUGAAGGAAGAUGAAAACUAGGAACUCGAGAGUCGCAAACGAGUGUUGGAGGACGACAGCGGCCCCGCCAGAAGUCCCGCUCUUCGGUAAAGCAGCGCCGCGUCGUUGCAGUCAAACUGGAGUAGAACUGUAGAUGUCUUAUACGAUGGCGUCUUCGUAGAAAAACAAUGGGUUCGGUGGGAGGAAAGCAUUAGAAACCAGACAGUGCACGGGGAGUCGACAGUGGCAUUUUUCGCUCUUGGUGCGAUGCGGCCGUUGUUGCAUCGAAGCGCCGUUUCCCCCUCCUUGUAGGUUUUCAUUCUUUUUAUUGAAGUGCAUUUUGAAGUCAGAGGAGGGAGAAAUAGAGGGAUCGCUCCCAAAGGAAGUAUGGAAAGUGAACCUUUUGCCUUCCAAAUCCCCAUGUGUUUCUUCAGCACUCUUUCGGCAUUCAACAUUCUAUCACCUAAAUGCCCCUUUCUCGUGUUCUUCAGACACAGAGCCUUAUCUUCAUUGGAAAGAAAGGAGGUAACAUGCGAUGACUAGAGAAAAAUGGAAGGAAGACACACCUUGGGAGCGUGACGACCGGGCCCCGAUCGGUUCUUUCAGAAGUCACCAAAACGCAUCGCUGAAGAACGACCGUAGCGUUUCUCUCAAAAUGAAUUUUUGAUCCAAGGGCGCAUAAAGUAGGAACGUUCCACUGCGGAACCUCCUUCAGUGUCUCAAGAAAGAAAAGCUGAGUGAGAAGAACCGAAGAGCUUCGGGCAGUGACCCGUGCAUCCCUUUAGGGCGAAAGAGUAGAAUACUGCGUAUCAGGUGACUGAAAUUCAAAUAUAUUCUUCUGGGUGGCAAAAGAACCAGAACAGAUGCUGAUAGAGUACUCAAUCAACGGUGCACAGUUACGCUGGUGAGACCGAAAUCGAGUAAUACACUGGAGCAUAGAGUGCAAGUACGUUCUUCCUUCCGUAGGACGGAAACAAAGGUGGCGGUACCCCUCACACGUUUUGUGAGCACACCGUCAGCGACACGGAAAAGAAAGAUAGACAGGACUGUUGGCAAGUUUGUCAUACAGCUUCCUUUUCUCGUUCUGCGGGGGGAGAAGUGAUUGUGGCCAAUCACGGUUCUCAGAAGUUACCCUGUGGCCCAGGAUGGCAUCGAAUGCGAAGCGAAGUAGGAGAUUUGUUCUCUCGAAGAGACAGCACUAUUUCAGUGCCGUUUUGAAUCCAAUUGUCGUUUCCCACUGAAACUCAAGUCCAGUGCUCGUUCGUUAAAGUCACAUCCGAGUUGUGAGUGGUGUGUCUCAGACUUACGCAGUAACGCAUUUCGGAUGGCAUUUCUGUCGUGAAGGUUGCCGCUUCCUACGUAUCCUUGUCUGGCCUCUGGAAACGCUGUCGAAAACCUCUUCAGCCGACUAGGUUCACGGAGAAGUGUCCUCUCUUCUACACACAACCUUUUUUCUGGUCCGACCGAAGUACGCAGCUAUGAGAUACACAUGUACAAGGAACCCGACGUCACUCUUUUGAUAUUGAGGAAAGACAUCGCGG
Molecule: messenger RNA, 6385 nt
Organism: Toxoplasma gondii ME49
Lineage: Eukaryota; Apicomplexa; Conoidasida; Eucoccidiorida; Sarcocystidae
Gene: FUBP2
Product: FUSE-binding protein 2 / KH-type splicing regulatory protein
Exons: 3
Coding region: 868-3693 (941 amino acids)
Biological process (GO): regulation of gene expression
Cellular component (GO): nucleus; cytoplasm
Molecular function (GO): mRNA binding
Source: RefSeq, a predicted model, not a curated record